Dufourea novaeangliae is the source of this 5916-nucleotide messenger RNA. RefSeq lists its product as uncharacterized. The transcript is spliced from 13 exons. Bases 1 to 5586 code for a protein of 1861 amino acids. Gene Ontology annotation, biological process: proteolysis. Gene Ontology annotation, molecular function: serine-type endopeptidase activity; protein binding. The record is from RefSeq and is a predicted model, not a curated record. Lineage: Eukaryota; Metazoa; Arthropoda; Insecta; Hymenoptera; Halictidae.
AUGGCUUCUAUGUGUGGCAGCACGAAGAGUUAUCCGGCGUUGAACACCGGCAGCUAUUACAGGCCAGGUGCUUACCCGUAUCAGAAUGAUUAUUACCUGCCGCCACGAUCAACGUGGUCGAGGGUCUCCCCCCAGCAGACGAAGAAACAAAGGGGCAACACCACGUGGAAAGUCGGCAGCGCGAUGUUAAUUAUCUCCGCUAUGCUGGUAUUAAUCGCUGUCUUCGCGGUCGCCGGCCUCGCGUUAUGGAUGGGAGCCCUUCGAACAGACUCGAAAAAUGCGAUCGUUGGAUUCUCAUGCAGCUUCAGGGUGGCAAAAGGUGAGAAAUACAACCCCAUGUUGAAGCUGAACACGAGUAUGGUGUUUCGGGAGAAGGAACGAAAAUACAAAAAUAUAUUCGAACUUCUGUUCAGACGAAGCGUGUUGAACGGUGCGUAUCAGAAGACGAUCGUAGAUAAAUUCGAGAACGGCGUGCUUAGGGUAUUCUUCAGGAUAUACUUGGACAGAAGGAAGGUGCCACGAUCGAUCACGAACGUCGAGGACACGAUCGAAGACAUAAUCGCGAAGGAGACGUACUCAUCGUCCUCCUUGUUCAAGGACAUGGAACUGGACCUCACCACCAUAUCGGUGAAAAGAAUAAACCAAGACGCAUCUGGAGGUCAAAAGCAGGCGCAACAGAGGAACGCAAUGAUCACGAAAAACGGUCUGCUACGUCCAAGUAGGAACAAUUCCCUGAUCACAAGCCCGAAACCGAAGCCAAAACCAAGCAAACCGGAAUCCAGCGAGCCGGAGAUCGACUUCAGUAACAUACCAACGAUCCAAGGAACGUACAAAGCGUCGAAAGUGAACACCACCGGCCAGGCAAAGGCAAACGCCACCCAAGAAACCGCCAAAACGCAGUCAGACUCGAAGAACAGUACCAAAAUAUCGUUACUUCAAGAUCCAUCCACAACUGAAAUCCCUAGUAUACCCACUACAGUAAUCACCGAGAUAAGUCACAUAAAUGCUCAAACCACAUCUCUGAAGAUCACAGAAAAAGUAAAUCACACAGCACAAGAACAUAGGCCAAAGGAAACGGUCGAGGAACCAGCGAAAAGGAUCGUGCCCACAUCCACGACGUCCACGACUCAAGAACAAGAGGAUAUCUUCAAAGACUUCCGAAAACCCGACUUGGAGACAUCACCGUGGAAGCCAAUAGUUCCUGGUUACGUGAACACCGAAUUCAAAUUGCUACCCGACGGGAAGACCAAUUACAAAGUGAAUUACAGCAACACGAACGCAGGAGAUGUUCGCCCAGAAGCGUCCAUUAGGGUCCAAAGCGAUACGCCUGAAACGUCCACGACACCAUCACCAGAGGCGAUGAACCCUUACGUGGACGUUCCAGGGAUGAGUGGCUUCGACAUAGAGGACACGGAUUUUCCCCACGAUCGUAUCGUGCCCCAGGAGAUGGUGAACUUCAGGGUGAACGGGAAAUUCAAGAACAAAAUCCCUGGACUGAUGGAGGACGGGCAGAUCUUCACAGCGCCAUCUGUGGUCACAGAGGACAGGCCAGAGAUAGAGGUCUCUGGGCAGCUACCGUCUGAAACUUACAAUAUAAAGCUUCGAACGUCUCCAGAAAGAGCGGAAAGCUCGUUCACGAAACCGUAUCGAUCGACCAGCGAGAAUGAAACUGGAUGGAGAGUCUCUGGAACGUCGGUCUCUUACACGAUAAACGAAGGAGGGAUCAAAGAUGGUGAUCAUGCAGAGGAGGUAGCUAGAACUCCUGAUUCGAUCGUAGAAAAUGGAAGACAAGAUCAGAAUUCGACUGGUCUCUUGACGACGAUAGGUACCAGCACCCCAAAAUCACGUAGACCGGUUCAAGCUAAUGUGGAGACGACCACAAUAGCGUCCAGAGUUGGGGUAGCUGUACCUGUGCCUGACACAGACGUUGAAUUGGAACCUAGGCACAGAUACUCGGAUAUUCAAACUAUCACUGCGCAUAAUGGUGCUUUGCAGGAUAGAAAGGUCGAUAAGAAUGGCCAAGAGCCUGUGUACACCAGCUACAAGACGCCAGAACUUAAUGGGGCAGGGUUGAAACCGAGUCUGGUUGAGAUUUCUGGAACCCUGAAACCCUUCAGGCACACGAUACCUGUGGACAAGAUCUCGUCUGUGGUGAGCUAUGUUGAAAAUGAUAAAAAUAGACAAGGUGUAAAUACUGUUACAGAUAGGAUAUUCAAUAACGAAAAUGAUCGAUUGACUGUGGACGCGAAGAGGCAAGAAGGUAGUUCGAAGAUGAAUGCAACGGUAGAUGAUCAAACGAUAUUGCUACCGAAAAUGGGGCAGAUCGUUGAAAUGGAAACUUUCAUGGACACAUCGAGGAUCAAUAUUCCAAUGAAGAACGCGAAGGUCGAGCUGUCCGACGGUGUCAGAUCAACGGAGCCGAGUACCCAAGGUCUGAUAGACGACGGCAAGUUCUUGAAGCUGGGAACAACCGAAGUCUACUCGGAGAUUGUCCAGCCAGCUAACAAUAACGUAGACAGGUUAAUUCUGAAGAACGAAGAUGCAAAGAUACCGCCUGGAAGACUGACACCUGGGACAUUGAGGAACUCCACAUUCAUCGAGAUCGACACUUUGCAACACACUCCUGGGGAUAUAGGGGAUACCAACGGGCCAAAAGACACACUAUCUGAAAAUACGGAGGAAGCAUCAGACUGGAUCCCGAAUGGGACUUUAAGCAAACCGUCCAGUUUUAUAGAAACUAGGAAAAAGGUCUACAACGAUACCCUAAAGGCCUAUGUGGUCGAGAACCUGGUCACCCUAGCGCCAGCUAAGAGCCACACUGGCGUUGGUAGACCCAUCAGACCAAGACCCAAGCUGGACAAAGAGAAACUACCAAAGAUCGUCGAGAAACCGUCGAGUCGAGACUCUUCGGAGGAUGCGAUUCUUCUGGAACAGUUGUUCGGAGUGCAGAGUCGCGACAGGAACACCACGAAACGUCAUUCCAGUCAGUUGGAUCAGUCUGAUGAGUCGCAUAGAGGACACCCAAAGAUCGAGCAGAUAGUAGAGGUGGUUACGUCGAUCAGCACCAAAGUGUCCUCGAAUCUUGGCGACGAUCCUGUCAUUCUGAGGCUAAUGAUCACGAAUUCCACGUCGAUUCCGGUGAUACACUCGGGCCAUCAAGACGAGGAGACGUCGACGCCGCCGAUCUCGAUACCGCAGGACUUUUCUGCGGACAGCCAAGAGGAGGAUCGAUCGUUCAGGGAUCAUCGACCAGAAGUGAGCCGAGACUCUAGCAAAGGGAUGAAGUCCUCUGAGUCCUCGAGUGUGCAGACAUCGGACAGGAAGAUUUCGGCGAUCGAGGAGAGUCAAUACCUUUUGGAGAAGCUGAAGCAACUCGCGGAGAUCGGGACCGAUGAUAAACCGGUGAAGAGCAACAAGAACAACUCGAAGCCUGCCGUGAAUCUAAAGUUGGACGCGACGUCACAGGCCAGACCGUUGAAUUUUGAUAAACUGAAGGAGAUCGCGGAUAUAGCAACUGGUAGCGAAAUGCUGAUGAACUCCAGCGCUGGAUUCACAAUGACUCGCGACGGUGUCGAGAUAUUCACGAAGAUAUUGAACAAGAUGGAGGAUCGGGCUGAUAAGAUGAUCUCUACCACGGAGAAAAGCAGAGAGGCUGACGAUUGUAACGGUUUCCUAUGCAGAGACGGUAAAUGUCUACCUGCGAGCGGCAGAUGCAAUAUGUUGGGUGAAUGUACGAAUUCAGAAGACGAGGCGAACUGUACGUGCGCGGACUUUCUGAAAGCGCAACUCCUGCAUCAGAAGAUCUGCGACGGGAUCGCGGAUUGCUGGGACUAUUCCGACGAGGCUGACUGUGAUUGGUGCAAAGAGGGUCAAUUCGUAUGCGGUAACAGUCGAACCUGCGUGGACCAGGACAAAGUCUGCAACGGCUUCACCGAUUGUCCCGAAGGAGAGGACGAGAAAAAAUGUGCAGCUUUAAUAGAGGACGAUGCGUUAUUGAAUUACAAUCGAGAAGACACGUCAGAUACAACCGAAAAUAAUUUAUCAGUACCUGUAACGAAAAACGCGUAUUUAUUGCCUCAAGAUUUUCCGGAAACCGAAUCCAGCACCAACAAAGACGCGUUCUUCGACCAAGAAGCGGUCGAGUCCGCCAUCUUGGAAUCGACUACUCUAACCACAUUAAAAAAUGACGCUCAACUGGAGAAAUUUAAAAAUUCUAGGAACGAAUCAGUGAAUAAAGAAGAUACCCUUACUGAUAAUUCUAACAGUACUGUUUUCGUCUCCGGAAGAGAAAUAUCGUCGAACGGAAAAGAUACAUUGACUCACGGGAAUUCGAUCCACGUGGCCGGGGAGAAGAAUGGCUCGUCGUCCACGAUCAAUUUUCGAAAAGAGAUCAACAAUUAUAACGAGAAGGGGUACAUAAAUAUUCGGAAAAACGGGAAAUGGGGAAAAUUGUGUCUGACCGGGAUGGACGGUCUUUUUCAAGGAAGACAGGCGAGCUGGAGCAUCGAAGAUCUAGGAAGAAAAACGUACCAAGAUUACGAGACCGUCGAGAAGGUGUUGGACGAAUAUCCAGUGUCGAGCCGUUCCUAUUACACUCUGUCGUACAACGAGAAACCCCUGGACAAGACGAUCCUGACUUUCAAGCCGUCCAUGUGCCCGAGCGGCGAGGUUCUCAGGGUCAAGUGCAAGAACCUUGAGUGCGGCAUAAGAACGCAGGCUCCAUCGCAGGCCAGAAUAGUCGGAGGUGGUAGCUCCUCGGCCGGAAGCUGGCCAUGGCAAGUGGCUCUUUACAAAGAGGGUGAUUACCAAUGUGGCGGUGCUCUUAUCAACGACAGAUGGAUCUUGUCCGCGGCGCAUUGCUUUUAUCAUGCUCAAGAUGAAUACUGGGUAGCAAGAAUUGGAGCAACCCGCAGAGGAAGCUUCCCCAGCCCAUACGAGCAAGUCCUCAGGUUGGACUACAUAUCCUUGUAUCCUGAGUACAUUGAUAAUGGAUUUAUAAACGACAUAGCAAUGCUGAGGCUCGAGAAACCUGUCAUCUUCAGCGACUACGUUAGACCAAUAUGUCUUCCUGAAGCAGAGCCAAAAAGUGGUACCAUGUGCACAGUGACUGGAUGGGGACAGCUGUUUGAGAUUGGACGAAUAUUUCCGGACACCUUGCAAGAGGUACAGCUUCCUGUGAUCUCGACAGAGGAGUGUCGAAGGAAGACUCUCUUCCUUCCUUUAUACAGGAUCACGUCCGGUAUGCUUUGUGCAGGACUGAAGGAUGGUGGAAGGGACGCCUGCUUAGGAGAUAGUGGUGGACCUCUGGUUUGCUCGGGAUCUGAUAAUAAAUAUACUCUUCAUGGUAUUACUUCAAACGGUUACGGCUGCGCCAGGCCAGGUAGACCAGGUGUCUACACAAAAGUUCAUCAUUAUCUUCCUUGGAUCGAGCACACGAUAUCACGGGACGACAUUCGAUCGACGAUGGUGUCCUGCAAAGGUCAUCGAUGUCCUCUUGGUGAAUGUCUGCCGAAAUCUCGAGUGUGCAAUGGCUUCUUAGAGUGCUCGGACGGCAGCGACGAGCGCAAUUGUCCUGUCAAUCUUUAACGAGAAAAGACUGCUCCACUUAUAUUAAGUCUGUCAGAAAUAACUGUCGUUCAUUUUGUUUCUCUGUAAUCUCAUAUUUAAUAUCAAUCUGGAACACUAUGGUUACUGAUCAAUGCCACAAUAUUUUUCAUAUUUUUGGUAAGUUCUGAACGCCUCUCCCAGUUUGUUAUGGAAACAACGAAUAGAAAUAGCGACAGAACUUUCCGAUGCAUUUAAUGAAUUGACUCGUUGCUUAUUUAUGUGCCCGUACGAAUGAAGGAAAAGAGAAUAAUAUUAAUUGCAACGAAAAUGGAAAAAGUGAAAUUCAAUGAACGAUUUUGUUGCUCGAUG